Glycine soja is the source of this 2453-nucleotide messenger RNA. RefSeq lists its product as uncharacterized. The transcript is spliced from 2 exons. NCBI's taxonomy places the organism in Eukaryota, Viridiplantae, Streptophyta, Magnoliopsida, Fabales, Fabaceae. Bases 22 to 2229 code for a protein of 735 amino acids. The record is from RefSeq and is a predicted model, not a curated record.
GCACUCAUUUAUGUUUCUAUCAUGCUGAUAUCUCCUGCAUACCUAUCUAUUACUAGUUAUCUAAAUUUCAUCCUAAGUGCCAGUAAAUGGAUAGAUGGAUUUCCCUGGUUAAAUUACUUAAUUUCCCUGACUUUUGCACCUCUUGCUUGGAUUCUUUGUAUUGCUUCUACUUGCAUUUGCAUUUCAUUAUUUGGAAGCUCUUUCUUGGGGCCAAACUAUGCCCUUACCUCUGAAAUCUCCAUCUACUCAAUGGAUUUUGUUAAGUGGUGGGCACUAUAUAAGGCCCAAGAAAUUUCUUCUAAAAUUCUGGCUAUACACCUCAGAGGAACAGUGCUUCUAAAUUACUGGUUUGAGAUGCUGGGUGCAAGGAUUGGAUCCUCAGUUUUACUUGAUACAGUUGACAUCACUGACCCAUCUAUGGUGUCAAUUGGAGAUGAAGUUGUCAUUUCUGAAGGUGUUUUGGUUCAAAGCCACGAGGUAAAGAAUGGAAUUUUAAGUUUCCAUCCUAUUAGGAUUGGCAAAUGUUCUUCCAUUGGACCUUAUGCUGUUAUCCAAAAAGGAAGUGUUAUUGGAGAAGGUGUUGAGGUACAGGCCCUGCGGAAGGUUGGACAAGACCAACAUGUGUUCAAACCUGCAAAGCUUAAUAAUGAUAACAAGAAAUGUUAUGUACAAAAUGCAGAACUACUCAUUACCAGCAAAACUCAAUAUGAUAUUAUCUACCACUUUAUGGGAAUCUAUCUUGUUGGCUUUCUCAGCUCCCUUGCUGCAGUCAUUGCCUACUUCUUAUAUAUUUGGUUCUCCAAGCAACCUCCAUCACCCCAACACUUUACCUUUGUUUGCAUAUGUGGGGCCUUCCAUUGGAUACCCUUUACAAUCUUUACAUAUGCUACCAUGUUUUCUGAAGUCUCAUCAAACCCCAUCAUCUUUGCCAUUUCAUUUACCAGCGCCUACUUGCUUCAUGGUUUCAUACUCAUCAUUCUCACCACUGCUUUUACUCGUCUCCUCAAAACUUGUCAAAAGAAAACCCAAUUUAAAACCCAGCUUCAAUGCCAAAUGAUAACUUCCUGCCACCUUAGAUGUGCAAAACUUCUCUCAGGAACAGAAGCCUUCUGCAUAUAUCUACGCCUUUUGGGUGCAAAAAUUGGCAAGCAUUGUUCCAUUAGAGCCAUCAACCGAGUUUCAAAUCCAGAGUUAAUGUCUAUUGGUGAUGGUGUCCAUCUUGGAGAUUUUAGCUGUGUAAUUACAGGCUUUCAUUCUUCAAGUGGAUAUGUUAGUGGAAAAGUUGAGGUUCAGGACAAUUCGGUUAUUGGUAGUCAAAGUCUAAUCCUCCCUGGUUCUCUAGUCCAAAAGAAUGUGAUUCUUGGUGCACUUUCAGUUGCUCCAAUGAAUUCUACACUUCAAGAGGGUGGUGUCUACAUUGGAUCACAAUCCCAAGUUGUCAUAAGGAACUCAGUGAAGAAUGCUUAUGAUGAAGGGAUAGAAGAGAUGGACAUGGUAAGUAAGAAAAGAGUUGGUAAUUUGGCUGCAGCACUGCACAAAAAUGACUCACAGAAAGUGACCUUGACCAGAACAUGGUAUCAGACCUUCUCCGCACUCUUCACUCAGCCACUGCUACAAACAGUGUUACCUCAUAUGGUGUUAGGUUUAGCAGUUUUUGCUCCCUUGAACUGUGUUUUUUACCUAAAGAGUGCCAAGAAUCUUCCAAUAUACUGGUUGCUUCCCUUGUUUUGGAUUCACUCGGGAGCCUUAGCCGCAUUGGCGUGUGUGAUAGCAAAAUGGAUUCUUGCAGGAAAGAAAAAGGCAGGUGAAGCAGUGCCUAUAUGGAGUCAAAGGAUCACAUUGGACAACACAUGGCAGGCCAUUAGAACCUUAGUUGGAGACUAUUUUAUGGACAUGACAAGUGGAUCAUUUUGGUUUGUGCUGUGGAUGAAGUUGAUGGGUGCAAAAGUGGAUAUGGAACAUGCAGUUUAUGUAGAUAGCAUGGGGGCCUUAUUGAACCCUGAAAUGGUGAAGAUUGAGAGAGGGGGUUGUGUGGGGAGAGAAGCCUUGCUCUUUGGACAUGUAUAUGAAGGGGAAGGAGGAAUGGUGAAGUUUGGAGAGAUCAAAAUUGGAGAAUAUGGGUUUGCAGGGAGUAGAGCUGUGGCGAUGCCAGGUGUGCAAAUAGAGAGUGAGGGCAAUCUUAGUGCUUUGUCACUUGCCAUGAAGGAAGAAAUCAUUAGAUCAAGGUGACAAAUAUUAGUAGUGCUAGCUUGUCAUUUGUGCAAUGACAAAUGCACUCUUUCUAGGUCUUGCAAUGAACAACUAGCUAGCUUUUUUACUAGAAGCUGAGUCAUUAUGAGUUACAUUUAGGAUCUUGUAUAAUUAAAUAAUAUGCAUCAUGCAGUGAAAUUCCUCUAGAAUUUCACGUGUAUUUCUCACUGUAUACUCAUAAAAGAAUAAAUAUUUAACAAGCA